This is a messenger RNA of Malaclemys terrapin pileata, 480 nucleotides long. RefSeq lists its product as uncharacterized. The record is from RefSeq and is a predicted model, not a curated record. NCBI's taxonomy places the organism in Eukaryota, Metazoa, Chordata, Testudines, Emydidae. Bases 1 to 429 code for a protein of 142 amino acids. The transcript is spliced from 2 exons.
AUGACGGAGAGAGGAUACAGCCGGGAUGCAAUGCAGUGCCGCGUGAAAAUCAAGGAGCUGAGACAAGGGUACCAGAAGACCAAAGAGUCAAACGGACACUCCGGAUCCCAGCCCCAGACAUGCUGUUUCUACGAGGCACUGCAUUCCAUUCUAGGAGCGGCCGCCACCACUACCCCGCCACUGACCGUGGACUCUGAGGAUGGGAUAUUGUCGACGGCCGCUUCCACGGAGAUGUUAGCAGACGGGGAAGAUGAGGAAGGAGAUGAGGAGGACGAGACAGUCGACAGCGCUUACAACGCUGAUUUCCACGACAGCCAGGAUCUCUUCAUCACCCUCACGGAGAUCCCCUACCAACCCUCCCCAGGCGUUAACCUGGACCCUGAAUCAGGGGAAGGAUCAGUCGUUUGCCCUAGGCGCUCUACUUUUUAGUCCUUGCCAGUGCAGCUACUGGAAAAUAAGGUCUAUAUGUCCGGGGAUAGA